Messenger RNA from Panicum hallii, 2274 nucleotides. RefSeq names its product kelch-like protein 20. Lineage: Eukaryota; Viridiplantae; Streptophyta; Magnoliopsida; Poales; Poaceae. Gene Ontology annotation, biological process: response to endoplasmic reticulum stress. Gene Ontology annotation, molecular function: protein binding. The record is from RefSeq and is a predicted model, not a curated record.
AUGGUGGAGAGCAAAUCCUCCUGGAGCCAAGUUGUGAAAAACACCAGGCCAACAAACCUAUCCAUUUCCGCAAGAAAUCUCCAACCACAAGAUCUUGGAGCUGUGAUAUUUGGUUGCACAAACAAUACCAUUGCAGAGGUGUUACAGUGUCACUCACGGCAACUUUUCGGCUUGCCAAGAGCACAUAUAUCCUAUGUACGAAACAUUAAGGAAGGACUACCUCUCUUUCUCUUCAAUUAUGAUGAUCGGAAUGAUAGCCAGGGAAAUACAAGCUAUCCUGCCCAGGUUGCAAUGCGGGUAAGGGUCUGGUGUUUUCCGCUAGCAGAGAAUCAGUUCAGAAAUGCUAUUGUAGCCAACUACUAUCAGAACAGCCCCAGUAUCCCUGGCCAGAUGCUUCAUUUUUAGUUUGAAUUGGAUCAUGCUCAAACGGAUGUUUUGAUGGAUAUGUUUACUCCAUCUCCUCCUCCCAACAACUUCUGGAUGCCCCCUGUUGCAGCACCGUCUGAUGAUCAUGUGAGAGAAUUAGUACCGUCACCUGUAUGGGCAAGAGAGCGUGAGGGGCACAAUGGACUCAAAUCAGAAACCGCUGUAAAGCCAUAUGCAGACAUGGUAAAGAAGAACAAAUUUGUGGAAGAUGAAUCUUCUAAUGGUUUCGAUGAUCUGGAUUGUGGAUACACUCCACCGGAGAGGGAAGAGUAUGCAGCAUCAGAUAAAGCAGCUGAAACAAAACAGCAACACUCAGUGCUUAGCUUCAAUCGGGUGUUAGAAGGGCAUGCAGCUUUGCCUGCACAGCUGGAUCCUGAUUUGUAUGCCAAUGCUAUUAAGACUGACGACAAUGAUGCACAUAGCUGUAAGUAUUCCCAAAAGGUCAAAUGCACAAUUCUGGAUGGACACUCUAACUUGCCAGAAACCUUAGAUGCUGAAGUUAAUCAGCUCUCCUGGCAUUCUAAUUUUCUGGUUCAACUAUUAGACUCUGAAUCCUGUAUAGAAUCCAAGUUGAUAGAUGUCGUUAAAGAGUUAUCUGGGCGCAUAGAGCUGAUGGAGAAGAAGCAGGCUUGGUCCAACAAAGAAGUCAAAUACUUACAAGGGGUGAAUGAGAGGUUACUGAAAAGAAUUGUGGAACUAAAGGGCACAGUGAAGACAUUGAAUUCAAAGAUAGACCCUUUAACCCUAGAUGAUUCACUUAACCAGUUUGUUGAACAAUGUUCGGGCUCAGAAGAUGUCAUUUAUCUAGUUGGUGGUUUUGAUGGCUUCUCAUUUCUGCCAUCACUAGACUCCUUUUCCCCUUCAUUGGAUAUACUAACACCUUUCAAACCAAUGGCUGUUGGGAAGUCAUAUGCUUCAACUUUUGCAUUAGAUGGCAAGUUAUUUGUUCUCGGUGGUGGUGAUGGUGCUUGCUGGUUUGAUACAGUUGACUAUUAUGACCGAAGCCGUGAUGAUUGGACCACAUGCCCAUCAUUGACUCAUGACAGGGGGAGCCUUGCUGGGGUUAGUGUUAAUGGGAGAAUCUAUGCUUUUGGUGGUGGAGAUGGAAGUCAAUGUUUCUCUGACAUUGAGAUAUUUGAUCCUACUCAUGGGAAGUGGAUAAAGAAUCAACCUAUGCUGCAAAAGCGCUUAGCUCUAGCUGGUGUAGCACUUAAUGGUGUGAUUUAUGCAGUUGGUGGCUUCAACGGUGCUCAAUAUCUGAGCUCUGCUGAGAGGCUUGAUCCUCGAGAGCCUAACUGGAAAAUGCUCCCAAAAAUGAGUGCAGGAAGGGGCUGCCAUACGCUAGCAUUUCUUAAUGAGAAGAUAUUCUCGAUUGGUGGUUAUACAAUGGUAGCUACCGUUGAGGUGUACGAGCCAAGGAUGCCUUCAUGGGUGAUGGUUGAACCCAUGAACUUCAUGAAGAACAAGUGGGAUGAUGAUUGGGCUCUGUAUUGGUUUUAUGCCAAGAUUGGUUUUGCUGGUUCAGAUGAUCCACAAGAGAAGAUAUUUCCUUUUGCAUCGAAGGUACUACCUUUUCAGCAUGUCAAUCAACCAGAUUUUGACAAAACUUUGGAAUUCAAGGAGUGUACUGCAGCAUUCAGGGUGGCGGCGGCUGCUAUUAGUGGCCGCAAUCUUGUGGAGGAGUAUCAGGAAGCUAAGGUCUGGCCAUUGACCUACGGUUGGGCAGCCAAGUCCUUCUCAAAGGUUAAGCUUGGUAAUUUGACGCACCCUAUUUUCUAUCCCCAGUUUGGUCUUGAGAGGCCCGCUAAUUCUAGUAAUGAGGUGGUGGUGGUUGCUGCUCAUGCAUAG